AUGGUUUUAUACACUUCCCCAUUUCCAAACGGCUUUCUGUCAGCACUGCACUCUUUCUCCUGGGGCUUGAUCUUCCCAUGUUAUUGGCUUGGAGACAGGCUUAUAGCCUCCUUUGUGCCUACCACCUAUGAGAAGCGCCAAAGGGGAGAUGAUCCAUGCUACUUCCACGCUCUGUGCAUCAUCAUCACCACUCCAAUUUACCUGGCGCUGCUGGUGGUCUCUCUGCCUUUUGCCCUGAUUGGCUUCCUGCUCUGGUCCCCUCUCCAGUCUGCUAGGCGACCGUACGUCUACUCUAGGCUGCAAGACAAGAGCCAGAUCCAUGGAAGCACGUUGCUCACGGAGUGGAAGGCCGCCAGCAAUGGGAAAAGCUUCUGCUUUGGCAGCGCCAAUGUCUGCCUGCUCCCAGACUCCUUGGCAAGAUUGAACAAUGUUUUCAACACACAGGCCCGUGCUAAGGAGGUCGGGCGACGGAUACGGAAUGGGGCUAGCAGGCCACAGAUCAAAAUCUACAUCGAUUCCCCCACAAACACGUCCAUCAGCGCAGCAAGCUUCAGCAGCCUGGUCUCUCCUCAGGGUGGAGAUAGUAAUAACCGCGCAGUCAAUGUGGGCAUCAAGAGGACAACCUCGAUGGAGUACAAAGGGGACAACUCCGGCUUGAACAACAGCGAAGAUGGUAGAGAUGGCAAAGCUGGAGGAGAUACCAAUGAGGGCGAAGAUGGCAACACGUGCAUUGUGCGCAUAGGUGGAGAGGACAAUGGGCACAUUUCAGACCUGGAAGCGGAUGGCACUGGUGGCCAAGUCAAUAACAGCAAGGGGCCAGCAGACCGAUCACCAGAAUCUGAAGCCGAGAGCCUGAAAGGCCAGACACCGAACCAUAAGCAGAAAGAGGGGGAUUCUGGGAGCCUAGAUAGCUACACUGCCUCGCGAGAGUCCCUAGUGAAGGUGCGUGCCGCAGACGGCCCUGUGGACCAGAGCACUGUCAACAGCAAGCUCCUUUACAAGGCCUCACUGAUGAAGAAGACCUCCUUGAGAAAAAAGAGAAACACAGAUGAGCUCUUUGACCACGAGAUCUCCGCUUUCUUCCCUGCCAAUUUGGACUUCCUGUGCUUGCAGGAAGUGUUUGACAAAAGGGCAGCUGAGAAAUUGAAAGAGGAGCUCCACCAUUACUUUGAAUACAUUCUGUACGAUGUUGGGGUCUACAGCUGCCACGGCUGCUGUACCUUUAAGUUUGUGAACAGUGGCCUGCUUUUUGCCAGCCGCUAUCCAGUUAUGGAUGCUGCUUAUCACUGUUAUCCCAAUGGAAAAGGAACAGACGCCUUGUCUUCUAAGGGGGCCCUGUUUCUCAAGGUAGGUCUCUUUCUAUAUAAACUGAUUCAUGGACCUUCUGGUCUUCAAGCAGGACAAGUACAUAUGUGUGUGUGUACUUUGCAUGUCUGGGCCACUAUGCAAAUGCAAAAUUUGUGGUGUGCAAUAAAGAACCCCCUACUUUGUUGGAACAUGGGAAGCUGCCUUAUACUGAGUCAGACCAUUGGGCCAUCUAACACAGCAUCAAAAUGAAUGGGACCUGUCCCAAGUUCUGGGAGUGGCCCUUAUCCAUUUUGAUAUGGCCUGCAAAUGAGAACAUCCUUAUGGGCCAUGAUUUUGGAUCUCCUCUUCUCUAGCUCUUUUAUAUCAUUUCUUUGCCAUUUUGUGUGCAAAGAACUUUACUAGUCCUUAGCUCAGUGAACAGCCCUGGGGAGGUGGGUUGUGGUGGCUCCCACAUGGAGAGCCGAGUGUUCCUUAUGUAACCCUUGCCAAGAUGCUUGCCAGAAUUGCCUUGCUAAUUGGCAACCAUAAUCAUUUUGCUUUUAUUAUCUGCUCUUUUUGCAUUUCAUUGGCCACUAAACUCACUCCCUUACAUCCCCAGCAACCACACAGACAGAUAGAUGCUUGCUAACUGAGGAUGACACGCCAUGCAUCUCAUGAAGUGGAAACUUCCAUUGUGACCUUUUUUAUUUUUUAUUUGGAUUUUUAAUACAGAGACAAAACACACACACAUCCCACCCACCCCUUCCCUCCACCCCCAGUUGUACAAGUUUCAUACAAAUCUCGACUUAUAACUAAAUACCUGGUGACUCACCCCUUCCACCCUUUUUCUGGUUUCUUUGUUUAUCUAUUAAAUCACGUAUUCCAAAUUUUUAAUCUUUGAAUUUCUUCCUUUGUUAAAUUCUAUUAACUCCUAUUCUGCUGGAUUAACUCAAGACCUGCUAGGUUACUUCCUUGUAUAUACUGGUUCUUAAAAUAUCCAAUAAACAUUUCCCAAUCCUCCUUGUAUUCUUUAUCUUCCUCUUCUCUUACCCUAUUCGUUAUGCCUGCCAAUUCAGCAUAUUCAAGCAUUUUAAACUGCCACUCUUCCUUGGUGGGUACCGUAUUCGUUCUCCACCUUUGUGCCAAUAAGAUUCUAGCCUCAGUGGUGGCAUAUAAUAAAUUUUUGUUUUUUGUUUUUUAGGGACUUCUGUUGUUACCAUUCCCAAAAGGAAUGUCUUGGACUUUUUUGGGAAGGUUUUUUUUAAAAAAAUAUCUUUUUAAAUUCAUUGUAAAUUAAUUCUCAGAAUUCCCUGAUUACUUUACAGGACCACCACAUGUGGAAAAAGGGUCCCCCUAACUUCAUUGCAUUUUCAGCAUUUACCUUUUUCUUUUUAAAAACAUUUUCACUAGUUUGGUAGGUGUUAAAUACCAUCUGUGGGUCAUUUUCAUCAUAUUUUCCUUUAACGUAUAACACGCCAUAAAAAUGAUAUUUACUGUUCAUAAAUUCUUUAAAUUUCUUAUAAUAUCCUGCUGACUGACCAUCUGGCCCUGGGGAUUUUCCUGUCUUAAUUUGACUUAGUGCCCUUUGCAUUUCCAUCAUUGAUAUUGGAGUAUUUAAUAUCUUUGCAUUUUCUUCUGAUAUUUGUCCAAUUUACAUUCUUCCAAAUACUCCGAUAUCAAUUCUGCAUUUUCUUGCUCCUUCUUACAAAAAUCUAUGUAGAAAUUAACAAAUUUGUUUCUUAUCUCUUUUUGAUUGAUUAUGGAGGUUCCAUUUUUAGCGGACUAUGGAUUAUCCUUUUUUUUCUUUUUCUUCUUCAGUUGCCAGGCCAAUAACUUCCCUGGUUUAUUUUGCAAAUUCAAAUCUUUUUUGUUUCAUCGCUUUAAUUUUCCUUUCUAUAUCUUAGUUAAUUAGCACAGAGUAUUGUGCUUGUAAUAUUUAAUUCCUUGUAAUAGGGUGGUGCUGUGGUCAAACCACAGAGCCUAGGGCUUGCCGAUCAGAAGGUCAGCAGUUCGAAUCCAUGCGAUGGGUUGAGCUCCCGUUGCUUGGUCCCUGCUCCUGUCAACCUAGCAGUUCAAAAGCACAAAGUGUAAGUAGAUAAAUUGGUACCACUCUGGCGGGAAGGUAAAUGGCGUUUCCGUGCACUGCUCUGGUUUGCUAGAAGCGGCUUAGUCAUGCUGGCCACAUGACCUGGAAGCUGUCUGCAGACAAACAUCGGCUCCCUCGGCCAUUAAAGUGAGAUGAGCGCCGCAACCCCAGAGUUGUCCACGACUGGACUUAACGGUCAGGGGUCCCUUUGUUGUUGCUAUGGAACGAAACACAGCCCUGCCCAGGAGAUGGAUGUUUUAGGAACAUAGGGAACCAUUACAUUGGACCAUUGGCCCAUCUAGCUCAGUAUUGUCUACAUUGACAGGCAGGAACUCAGACAAUGAUCACUUCCAGCCCUACCCAGAGAUGUCAAGGAUUGAACCUGGGCCCUUCUGUAUGCAAGAUCCUUUAUCACUGAGCUACACUCCCUCCCCAUUCAGGUUUAUGUUGCCAAAAUUCCACACAUAGAUCCUUUCAUUUAGGCCUUUCCCAGCUCUAAUUGCCCAGUUGAACUGCUUAGUAGUUGCCUUUUUUAAAAGUUUCUUGAGCAUUUUGACUUUCUGCUAUAUGGGAUAUUUUUAGUUGAUAUUAUUCAUAGUUAUUUGCAUCAGUGUAUUAUGUUUUAAUGUAUUAUUUAGAGUUUUGACUUUUUUUAAUGCAAAUGGUGUUGAGAUUUUUUAAAAAUAGUAAAUUGAUUAAAUAAAUAAACAGUCCAGAAUGUGUGAAUUAGGGCAGCUUGCUUUAAAGUGCAGACUGAACAAAAUUCUGAGUGGUGACCAUCUUUUUAGAAGGGAAUUUUUUUUUCCUGGAGCAGUGUGAGAAUAGACUAAGAGUUCUAGCAUUAAAAACCUCCAGAGGCUUCCUGAACAUUUUUGGAAAAAUAUUCUAAGAGUUUGGAAUCUCUUUAUUCAACCUGAGCUCUGCUGUUUGCAAAUCAAAGGGGCAGAGCUAUUUGCUGAACUCUCCUCCCAUCUGCUUGCAGUGACCCCCUGCCUGUUUCCCACCUACAUUUACAAAGUUAGUAAAAUUUCAGUUGUUCCUUUCUUCCGGGCAAAUGAGACUGGUGUUCCAUUUGCUGUAAGCCAGGCCCCAAGCAAAGUGGGCUUCUCUGGCCUGUAUAGAUUGUGGCAAAUUGAGAAAAUGUGUGUCAUCGUUCUUAUUCUGCCUUCUGCUUUUGCUGUUGAUACGGGAGGGACAAGGAGCUAGGCAGAGGGUCCUAGUCCAUUCAGAUGAAUAGGGACAUUCCCCAUCAACCUCAGUCUUCUCUCAGUAUGAAUAAAAAUGCAUAUGUUAGUGAAAAGCAGCAUACGAAAGUACCGUAUUUUUUGCUCUAUAAGACUCACUUUUUCUCUCCUAAAAAGUAAGGGGAAAUGUGUGUGCGUCUUAUGGAGCGAAUGCAGGCUGUGCAGCUAUCACAGAAGCCAGAAGAGUAAGAGGGAUUGCUGCUUUCACUGCGCAGUGAUCCCUCUUGCUGUUCUGGCUUCUGAGAUUCAGAAUUUUUCCCCUUGUUUUCCUCCUCCAAAAACUAGGUGCGUCUUGUGGACUGGUGCGUCUUAUAGAGCGAAAAAUACGGUACAUUAUAUUAAGGAAAAUUGUUCUGCAAAUAUGUGUGGAUACGUGAAUUUGAGAUUGGGGGAAAUGAGAAACAGAGAGAAACCAAAAUGUCGCCCAUCCCUGGUAAAAACACAUCUCUGAGAGAGAGAUGCAAAACAAGCUGUUGUGAAGGCAGGGAGGAAAAGGCAGGCAUUAUGAUCUCAGUGGCCAUGGACUUUGCCCAUCUCAUAAACCCAGUUGCAUUGACUUUACUGUGUGGCGCAUCUGUCAGUUUAUGAGCUUGGGGAGCUGCUGGCUCGCCUCCUGCCCAAGCUCUUACUUGGACUUUUGGCUGUACUUUCCGUCCCUUGUUCUUUAUCAGCACUGCAGCAAACAGUUUGUAGGGGCCGACGGGGAACUCUUUCACAACGGACUGCAAUAAAUCUCGGAGGAUUCCAGGGACCUGCAUCCCAUUUGACAAUUAAGCAAGCCAUGCCCUCCAAUUCUUAAAGGAUACGAGAACCCACCGGGACUAUCAGUGAAGCUGAAGCUUGGAAGCUUCUGGACAGAUGCAAAGAAGCACUUAUUCACACAACACACAGUUAACCUUUGGAAUUUGCUGCCACAAGAUUCAGUGAUGGUCAUAUACCUGCGUGGCUUUAAAGGGGAUAUAGACAAAUUCAUGGGUGGUGGUGGUUAAGGUUAUCAGUGACUACUGACCACAAUGGCUAUGUUCUUUUUCCAUGGUUGGAGGCAGUGUGCUUCUAAAUACCAGUUGCUUGGAAUCACAAAUAUAGAGAGUGCUGCUGUGUUCAGGUCCUGCUUGUAUGAGGGGCAUCUGGCUGGCCACAGUGAGAACAUAUUGAUGGACUAGAUGGGCCAUCAGCCUGCUUUGGCAGGUCUCUUCUUAUGUUCUAUGAAGCAGAUCACUGAUCUGCCUACCUCAGUAGCAUCUUCAAUGAUUCACAACAGUUCUGCAGGGUUUCAGUCUUUCCCAGAUCUCCCAGCAAUUGCUAGAGCCCGAAACUGGGACAUUUUGCAUACAAGGUAGCAAUGGACACAAGACCAAAUUCUGACUGGUUCCAGUUCUGCAGAGUUCUACAGUAGUGCCUGCAUUGUUCUGGUUCCAUGUGAAUAUUUUAGGAGGAAUAUACACAAAAACACCUUCACACCUCUGCAUGAGACUUUUUUAAUUUCAAAAAUGCAUUGACUUAGAAGGUGGUCUGAGAGCUUCCUCUCUUGUCUGCUGUUGGUUCCCUGGGGGCAGCUACCUUUUCCCCUGUACAACCCUACUGAAAAUGGUGGCACAACUUGCAUUGCUCCCAAGGGAACUUGUUCUAGGUUUAUUACAUUUGUAUGUCGCUUCCCACUACAAAAAUAGUCCCAAAGCGAUUUACAACACAAGUAAAAAAAACAACAACCAUGAAAAUGAUGAAAGCAUGUUAAAAACAUACUCAGAAUGUUAACAUGGGUUCAUCCCUAUUGUAAUCACCGCACCCAACUGGAGAUGAACACCGAAACAAAACAAACAUCCGAUGAUUGGAGCAGCCAGAAUGCAUGGAGGAGAGAGAAAAUAUCUGUGCCUAGUACCAAAAUAAUAACAAAGCAGGUACCAGGCAGGCCUCCCUGGAGAAAGCAAUGCAGUAAUAAGGGGCUAUUAAAGAAAAGGUUUGUUCUCUUGUUGCCACCUGCUGGACCUCCCUUGGAGGUGGCACUCAGAGGAGAGCCUAGUUUAUGGGCAGGUGGCAAAAGGUAGGGAAAGAUACGUGGAAAGGUGGUCCUUUAGGGAUAGAGAUCCUCUCUGGCUUUCCAAAUAGGGCAGGGGUCGGCAGCUUCUGGCCUGCAUGCAGCCUUUAGUCUAAUUUCAAAAUUAUUCUGCAUGUUCAGAGCUUUGGCAAGUGUGUUAUUCAUUCAUUCAUUCAUUCAAGUAUUGUGUACCACCAAAACACACAGAAUAUAACAUGGCAAUGUAUUAAACACCAUAAAAAUAGCGCAAGAUGAUUACAGGGACUGGCUGAUAAAAAAUGUAAGCAGGUGCAGAGGCCUGUCUACAUAAAAAAGGCCUUCCUGAGACAGCUGAAAUUCAAAAGUGAGGGUGCCUGCUGGAUCUCUGUUGGGAGAGGGUUUUGGAGCCUGAGACUGGCAGGCUUCUGUGGCACAAGGGACAACCAGCAGCCUGCUAGGUAAGGAGAAAUGGGAGGAGAUAAAGGGGUUCACAUUGGCCCUUGGACCAGCCCACCACUUGGAUCUGCCCUCCACUGGCAGAUAACCUCCACCCUUGGUGCAGGGGUAGGAACAUACUGAGCCUCAAAACAGAAAGGUGCCUUGUACCAAGACAAAGCAUCCUUGAUCCAUCUAGAACCGCUUUUAUCUCUCUGAUGAGCAGCAGUGUGUAAAGCUGGAUUCUUUUACUGUACGGGGCUUUCAUAAAAUUAAAAACAAAACAAAAACGAAGAAGCCAAACUUCUCAAAAAUCUGGGCAUCAUUCAUGUCACUGACUCCCUUCAGCAUGUGCAUAUAUUAAGGAUUAAGGGAUUAAAAAACCAGUCUGCUUCCAGCUGCCCAGAGCUGAGUCAUUGAUUUAUGACCCAUCCAGGCAAGCUGGCAGCUGUUUUUCCACCCCUCUUGCAGGAAAGUAAGCCUCUUUUCCAGCUACUAUGAGGAUUGAUAGACUUAAUUAUCAACUCCCAAGUCUUCACUAAGAUGGGAUGGAGGGACUUGUUUACUGCCAGGACUCCAAAUAAAACAAAUCAGUAAAUCUUGCUCAGAUCCUCUAGCCUAGCUAGAAAGUGCACUGGAGCAACAUCGGUGCCAUUUCCAAAAAUCUUGUGCAAAGCAUUUUAUUAAGCAUGCUGGGUGCAAAGUUAUGGGUGCCUAAAUCUCACCGAUCACCAUAAGAUUUUGCAAGCCAUGCCGUAGUGUGGUCUGUCAUGAAUUCCAAACUGUCUUGUUUGCUUGUUGUUCUCGCAGUUACAUUGUUCAAGAACUAAAGAGUCAGCAAACUAGCUCCAUCAGCUCAAUGAAGUUUUAGACUUAUUUUUCUUCAGCAGCAGCCUCGCCACUCCCCAUGGCGAAUCACAAACUCAAGGGAGCAUAAAAAAAGGCCAGUAUGGUGUAGUGACCAGAGCACCCAUCCCCAGCCUGUCACCUUCUGGGUGAUUUGGACUUCAAUUUCCACCAGGCCAUUCUGGGUGGAGGCUAAUGAAAGUUGUAGUCCGAAACAUCUGGAGGGAGCCGGCUAAGCAGGUCAGUUCCUGGAUGGGAAAUCCCCAGAAAGCCUUACUUUGAGUUCUGCUAAGGAAGAAAGAUAGGGUAGCAUUUUUAUUUAUUUUUUAAAUGAAGCUAGGAGCUGUGGAAGGAAGGAAGGAAGGAAGGAAGGAAGGAAGGAAGGAAGGAAGAAGUCCAAAAUUGAACUGGGCUAGUGUAAGCCUUGUGUGUGAACUGUGAUAAGUCCCACUGUGUUGCCUAUUUACAAGUACAGAUGGACAAACCCUCAGAGGUCUAGUAACCGUUCUAGGGUUUUGCAAGCACCUUGUGCUUAUUUCUGCCUACAUACCUGUCCUGGGAAUUUCUGCAUCAGCUUUUAAAAGCAGCUUCCCAUUUAUUCCCAGGCAGUAAUCUAAAUAUUUUAUAUAUACACACACACAGCCUCUGCUAAUGCAAGACUUGGCUGGAUUCCACACAUUCUAUGUGCGCGAGAAUCUUAAGAGAAAAGCAACAGUGAGCUCUUGCCUUUGACUAUUAAGCAGAAUAGGCCCUCCCUUAAAUAAGAAUGUGAUUAGCUAUCUCAUUGUUUCCUGCUUUUCUUUAUUUCUGGGAAUCACCAUCGUAGAGAUAAUGGGGCGUUUAGUUGCCACCACAUUCAUUCAUUCAUUUCCUUUACCUUUCAGAGGUACCUGGCAAUGGGACUGUUGCACAUAGGGAUGAUUGGACCUAUAAAAGUCUGAUCCAUCCCAGUUUUCAGAGAGGAUGGGACUAAGUCUGCCUCAUCCUGUUUCCAGGCAAAUUUGUAAUGGAAAAUCCUUUAAAAUCUGCCUGGAGAAAUGAACAGGAGGGAGGUAUCAGAAGAUUCAAGGGAACUCCCAUAGUUUGCAGAAGUAUACAAAAUAUAUUUAAGGGAUAAAACAAUAAAUGGGGGGAAGGACCCCAGAACACCCAAGUGGGGGUAGAGGUGCUGGCUAUUUGCAGAUUAUUUGCACUGCAGAAGGCGUGCUAGGGAGACCACACAUUCAGGAAAUGCAAAAUAACUUUUGCUAGGUUUUAAUAACAGUAACAAAAACUCCUUUUGCACUAAAUUACAAUAUAUCAAUAACCCAUCCACCAGGGUACUGAGAGAGCUCCAUGCUGCUCUUUAUAUACCAUACCCAACAGCUUAAUUGCCACAACUUAACAGCACCUGCUAUACUGCUUCACAGCUGUAAAACUAGGUCACGUUAUUUGCUCUGGCCUUUAAAGAAAUACACAUCUUGUGGAACAAGAAUGAACCUUAAAAUUUAAAGAGACCAUUCAACAAGAGGGUGCUUCCUGGCCACACUGAAUGCUGACUGAAUGCUGGAAGGUUGAGAAGGAAGCUUGGGGAGAACAGAAUGGAAUGGAGUAUCAUGGACAAGAGCACAGCCAGCAAGGCCUGCUGGAACCCUGAACUGGAGCACUAUUAACACAAACAUUUUGCCUUGUAUUUCUUUAGCAUCUGCAUUUGAUGCCCAAUUAUUUCAGUGACUGUAGUCCUGCCAAAUGACCAGGAAAAAAACAAACUGCCUUGCUCCUCUACCUUUAAACAGAUGUGUCUUGUCUGCUAAAACCUGCAGGUGAAAUUCUUUUGCACAGAGCUUAAAUCUGGUGGGGAACAUCAGGCCUGGGGGCUGAAGGCAGCCCUCCAGUCCUCCCUAUCUGGCCCUCUGUAGUUUGCCAAGGCCACACUCCCUCGCUGGCUUUGCUUCACACCCAGAGUAUUUUUGACUUACUGGAAUGUGCCCUUGAACUCUUAUACUGCCGCUUGUUUGCUUGUUUGCAGGGAAAGAGGCACUUGUGAGAGUGUGUAGAAAUUAGCUUACCGUAUAAGGGUAGAAUUUGCAUUAGUUGCUCCGCCCACUUUUGCCUCUGGUCCCACCCCCCACUGAUAUGUGGCCCUUGAAACAGUUGCCCAGAAUGGAAUCUUGGGCUGAAAAAGGUUCCCCCCUCUGCUUAAAUCAUCACCUGCUGAUUGCUGGACCAUGGUGUGCUUUUAAAGGGACAGCUAUGGGUUAGCACCAAAAUGGACAACUCUACAAUAUUUGUGUGCAAUGGCAUUUAGUUUUUGGCAAGCCAAUAUUUUUCUUUUUAAAGCCAUCUAAGAUAGUAGCUUACUCCACAUCUUGUGGCAGAGAGUUCCACAAGUUGCUGUGUUAUGCCACCAGGCACUCCAAGCAGUGAGGGUGGAUGGAAGGAACCAGUGAGUGAUUAGAGCUAGUUCCAUUAACAUUUCAUACUUACAUUUAAUUCUGUUUUAGCGUGCUUAAAUAAUAUAUUAACAUAGCAUAGCUGCUUUGUAAAGUACAAUAAAUCUCUGCAGGUAAGAGGGCAAGAAUGCCAACUCAUAAAAAGGGAUUUCUGUAAAUCUUGUUCGACCCCAGUUUGAAGCCAAAUAUGCAGCAGGCAGUCAGCACAUCAGAGAAAAGAAAAUGCAUUUCCAAAGCUUUGAGGAGAAUGUGCCUUUUUGUCUUGCCCUCAAGUGUCCUUGAAAGGCUGCACCUGUGUUCUCAACUUAGCAAGAGGCAAGCUGGAAAGUCUGUUUUUGAAAAUGUAUUGCAUAUGAUUUACUAGCAUUCUGCAGUCACUAAUUAAAUGCCUACCAGAGGGUUAAAAGAUGUAAGAAAACGAGGCUCUAAGAGAUAAAACAUAAAAAAGCAAAGUCCUGUCAGGUCUGGCCCAUCACGGUCCAGCAUCAUGUUCUUAUGGUGGCCAAACAAAGGCUUCAACAGGAAGUCCGCAAGCAGGAGCAGAGGGCAACAGCCCUGCCCCCCCUUACAAUUCUCAGGGCUAGUAUUCAGAGGAAAUCAUUUGCAUCCUUUUCCAAAAUGAAAUUGUUAGGUGCAGAGGGCCCCAGUUUUCAUUGCAAGUGCACCAAAGGAAGGGGUGCCACUUUCUUCAUCCGUUGUGGCCCUGAGAAAAACCUCCCCUAUGGACAGCCCUGAAAGAGACACUCUCACUGGUGAUCACUGGGGGCAGCAUAUCAUGUUGUGCUGGGCAGAAGCCUGCCCACCCUUUUUGAGAACUGCGACCCAGCCCUGUGAAAAAAGCUGUAGUUUUUCUGCCUCUUUUGCGAGGGGCAGAGAAAAGAAAUCCUCUGGGGUGUGGGAUUUUGGCACAGAACCUGCCUUAAUUUUACAAGUCUGAUGAGGGCUGAGUGUGUAUUUGUCCUUUAACUUCAGGGGGUGAAACCAUGCUAUCAGCUGUUUAUAGCUUCACUGGCUGCCCAUGCUUCCUAAAAUGCCCAAUAGGACCCAUUUGUGCCUGAGAACAAUGCAAAAAUGAAGAAGUAAAAGGGGAAAUAAAUCUUCACAUCGUUUUCACUUGUUCCAGAGGUGGCCUUAUCAACGCAAGUGCCCACAAUGGCUUUCCCCUUGUCCUUGUCUGCGUAAGGGCCUACAAAUCUCACCUGGGGCAAGAGGAGGCAGUGCAAUUGGGUAAUUUUAGACUCUAGAAUGAAUGGUCUUAUUGGGAGGGUGAUGACUAAGCCUGCAAAGUUACGCUCCUUGUUGAGGUUAUUGAUUGAUUGUAGGCUCUACCAACAUUUCUGUCCAUCUCAUUGUUCCCCAAUGAAAGAUCAACUUGAAAUCAAGAGCAAAUGUGAGAUGUGCCUUCUGGCAAGAUCACUUCCAAAGGCUCCCCCCAACCACCCACAGACCCUUUGGGUAGUAUUAUAUGCCUGACUUGUUGGGUACAGGGUGAGCCAGGAUAAUGAAGGCAGAGCAGGUGCAAGAUUGGUGCAAGUUUCACCCUGCUAGAGGAACAGAAAAGGGUUGUCGGGGAGUAGAGAGAGAAGAUGGUAGUCAUCACAGAACUGUAAGAACAUAAGAAGAACCCUGCUGGAUCAGGCUCAUUUACUCCAGCAUCCUGUUCUCAAGGGGGCCAACCAGGGAUUAUUGGAUGCCCACAUGCAGGAGAGAGAUGCCCCCAUUGUGAUUUCCAGCAACUGAUUAAGAGUGGAGAUAGAAUGCAGCUACUUUCAAGCCUGCAGCAAACCUUGAAAUGAAUGAUUGAGUGAGGUGCCUUUGCAGGAGAGUUCAUCAAACAUCUGGGGCGACAUUUUGCCUGUUUGGUUCCUGCAUGAAAAGGUGGAUUAUAGAUGCUUUGCCACUCAACAGAAAUCCUUUAAAGUAUAUACAGUGAUACCUUGGUUCUCGAACGGCUUGGCUCCCAAACAAAUCAGCUCCCAAACACCGCAAACUCGGAAGUAAGUGUUCCGGUUUGUGAAUGUUUUUUGGAAGCCAAACGUCUGACACGGCUUCUGCUUGCGUGCAGGAAGCUCCUGCAGCCAAUCAGAAUCUGCACCUUGGUUUUCAAAUGGUUUCGGGAGUCAAAAGGACUCCCAGAACCGAUUAAGUACGAGAACCAAGGUAUCACUGUAGUCAAAGAUACUCAGUGGUAAGGAAGACAUAAUGCAGGAUCAACCCUGGAACCAUAGGAAAGAAAUGUCAAGCCAAAUGUUAAGAAGAUAAUUAUCUGAAAAGAAUGGAUGAAUGAAUCUUUAUUUGCGUCAGCCAUCAGCCAUAGCAAUAAAACAACAAUACCUGAAAAGAGCCCUGCUGCUGGAUCAGGCCAAAGGCCCAUGUAGUCCAGCAUCCUGGUCUCAGGUGCCUCUUCUGGUCCAAAAGCAAGACCUGAGUGUAACCGGAGCCUCCCCACCUGAGAUCCCCAGCAAGUGCACCCUGGCCACCAUGGCUAGGAGUCCUUCAUGAAGUUCAUUUAAGGUUCACCUAUUGUCCUCUUCUCAUGCUCCCAUUGCACACACAUAGUGGAUAGUGAGAAUGGGCUCUCAGGCUCCCCUCUGGCAAAGAGGAGAGCGGUGUGUGUGUCUGUGUUCUAGAUCUUCUCCUCUUUUUGUUGCACUAUAGUGCAAGGAUGCCCCUCCAGAUGGUAUUUGUGUGGUAACAUUGGGGGAGCAUCACAAUACAAGUAAUAAAGCAGUAUGAUAUGUGGAUGGUCCCGUAUAAAGCUAUCACUAAUGCACUAUUAUUGCAUCAAGGGCAUGUUGCAAAAUACACCUAUAAAACCCCAAGAAGAACAACCAGUGCCUCUUCUCAUUAUAGGUCUACUCUGAGAACAGUUAUGCUUACCUUUGCUACAAAAAAAAAUAAAAUAGUUCUCAUGUUUUCCCUGCAGUUAAUGGGUUUUGAUCCUGAAAGGUCUGAUGGUGGUCCAUUAACCCUUCUGUUCCUCUCUUAUUUUCCUUCCAGGUGCAAGUGGGAAGUACACCUCAGGACCAAAGAAUUGUGGGAUACAUUUCCUGCACUCACUUGCAAGCUCUGGCAGGUACCGUAUGGAUUGCUCUCCCAAUCUUUGUUUUGCUUCUUUUGCUACUUAUUGUAGAAUAGAGAUAGAAAGAGUGGGUUUGGCUAGUCUCUUCUCAAUGGUCUCUUGUCAGUACUUUAACCAUCUCAGCUGAAAAUGUUGCAGGCAGGGAAGGGUUGUACAUUAACCUAAGUAUUCUGCAGAGCCAGGGCAAGCAGACAGACAUCAGGUCUGCAAGGUCUAUUGGAAGCCUAAGAUCCAUCGAGAGAGGGCCGGGUGCUGAAAUGCUGGCUUCAAGCGGGGUGGGAAUUAGAGAGGAAACACAUUUAGAAAUGAAUUUUAAAAGAAAAUAGAUUGUAAAUACAUAUUUAAAUACAAAUUUCUGCGAGGGCUUAGAAAAAUAUCGAUAGAUGAAGGAUUGGACAGACAUACGAGUGAGUAGAUGCAAAAGUGUCAUAAACUAGAAAUAGACAGAGGCUACCACAUCUGUUGGGGACAGGGACUCGGGUGGUGCUGUGGGUCAAACCACAGAGCCUAGGACUUGCUGAUCAGAAGGUCAGCGGUUCGAAUCCCCGCAAUGGGGUGAGCUCCCGUUGCUCUGUCCCUGCUCCUGCCAACCUAGCAGUUCGAAAGCACGUCAAAGUAUAAGUAGAUAAAUAGGUACCGCUCCUGCUGGAAGGUAAACGGCGUUUCCGUGCGCUGCUCUGGUUUGCCAGAAGCGGCUUAGUCAUGCUAGUCACAUGACCUGGAAGCUGUACGCCGGCUCCCUUGGCCAAUAAAGCGAGAUGAGCGCCGCAGCCCCAGAGUCGGUCACGACUGGACCUAAUGGUCAGAGGUACCUUUACCUUUACCUUUACCACAUCUGUUGCUCAUGCUGGUAGCUCAAGGGUACCAAUAUGAAUAAAAUAUGGGGGGAGUUAAGCCCCACCACACAUAAUUGAUCACAAGACAUGGUGCACACAUACCAUUUGAAGGGCAAUGCCCAUCAACUUUGGGGAGGCCCAGCCCCCUCAAAUAAUUUAUUGGGGGGACCAGAAGGACCUCUGUCCCUAGAAAUUGGCUCCUAUGCUCUGGUUGGAGCAGAAGCUGGGAAGCUUGCAAAUCUCUGUACCAACCUAGAGCUGGCACAGGAGUUGGGCCCAUAGUGGGUCUAGUUGCUGUCAUGGGGUAGUAGUCGGUCUGCCUUGAGUUCCCAGCAGAUCCCAGGCCUGCUCUGCCCCUCUGUCCCCAGAUCCUGAUGUCCCAUACAUUUGGCAGGCAGAAUAGUGAGCUCCAUGCUGGCGGAGUGACAUUGGACAGAGGCCGGCAGAAGCUGGGGGAGCUCAGUGAAGGGACACCUCCAUCCAAUCCAACUACUCCCAAGCCAGCACAAAGGAGCUUGGAUUGUGGUGUGAUUCACUCCAUGUGAAACAUGGUUUACUGAACUCUCCUUGGCCUCUCCUUCCACUGUUUACUGGAUCUUUCCCAUUACCUUGUUUCGCGUAAAUCUUCAGCACAAUACAACUGUAAAAAAAAAUCAGUUUACGAUGUGGAAGGGGAAAACCACCAUGUUGAGUCUUUUCAUGGCCACCUGAGAGUAUCCAGAAAGAGACCAGGGCAACCUUGUUUCUCUACCAGCCUCAUUUCAGCAAAUAAACUUGCCAUCCUCAGCCAAUCUGCGUAAUGGUUGAUAAUCCAAAUAUUAUUUAAAUCUUAUCUCAAGAUAAACAUUAUGUCAUCUGGUAAAGCUUUGGGGUUAGCCUAUAAAUUUAAAAGCUUUGCCCUCCCCACUGCCACCUAACUUCUGCAGGGAAAGGUGGCAUUGGUGGAAACACCUUAUAGACCAAGUCUCUUUAUAGCAAUCAAAUAAAUUCAACUUGUCAACCUUUCCUCUCUCAGCAUAAACUGUUAGCAGAAGUCUAGGACUCUUUGUAAAAAUACUUCUCCUGUAUAUACAACACUGGAGAUGGAACAUUCUAGACUUUGUUUUGUAAAGAGCUGAUACAAAAGAGUGAUGGGUUGGAAUGGACAUGUUAACAAUACCAACUUUGGGGUACAAAAGUUGAAUGUGGUUCUUGGGUCAAAAGAGGAGAUAAAAAGGAGAUAAAGGACCCCUGGACAGUUACCGUAUUUUUCGCCCUAUAGGACGCACUUUUUCCCCUCCAAAAAUGAAGGGGAAAUGUGUGUGCAUCCUAUGGGGCGAAUGCAGGCUUUCGCUGAAGCCUGGAGAGCGAGAGGGUCGGUGCGCACCGACCCCUCUCGCUCUCCAGGCUUCAGGAAGCUCUGCGCAACCCUCGGGAGACCGGCGCCACUUCACGCCCGCCUCCCGAUGGCUGCGCAGAGCUGCCUGCUGUCCCGGGGCGAGCGCCGCUCUGCGCAGCCAUCGGGAGCGGGGCGCGAAGUCGCGCCCGCCUCCCGAUGGCUGCGCAGAGCGGCCUGCAGUCCCGGGGCGAGCGCCGCUCUGCGCAGCCAUCCGGAGCGGGGCGCGAAGUCGCGCCUGCCUCCCGAUGGCUGCGCAGAGCUGCCUGCAUUCCGAAGCCUGGGGAGACCGGCCCGACUUACCGCUGGCGUCCCUAGGCUUGCAGAUAGCAGGCUGUUCUUGGGGCUGGGAUUGGGGGAAGCUCGGGCUUCCCCCGCGCCAGCCCCGCGCCUGGGGGGGGAAAUAAAUUUUUUUGUUUAUUUCCCCCCCCAAAAAAAAACUAGGUGCGUCCUAUGGGGCGGUGUGCCCUAUGGGGCGAAAAAUACGCUAAGUUCAGUCAAAGGUGACUAUGGGGUUGCGGCACUCAACUUACUUUCAGGCCGAGGGAGCUGGUGUUUGUCCACAGACAGCUUUCCGGGUAAUAUGGCCAGCAUGACUAAACCACUUCUGGCACAACAGGGCACCGUGACGGAAACCAGAGCACACAGAAACACCAUUUACAUUCCCGCCACAGCAGUACCUAUUUAUCUAUUUGCACUGGUAUGCUUUUGAAUGGCUAGGUUGACCUUCUUGUCGGCAAGCCCAAUUGGCUCAGUGGUUUAGACCAAAGCGCCCAAUGAGUAAUAGGCCUCCCAAUAUAUUUUUGAUCCAAUUCUAUUCUUGGUUUUGCUGAUCUUAUUCAUGACAUGAAACAGACUCUGGUUUUGUUAUCUUCUCGAUACACUUCUUCUGUAGCAGGGAUGUAUCAAUUUGGUACCUUCCCUAUAGUGGGCCAAUGCCCCAUUCGAUCCAGCACCCUGCUUUCACUGUGGCCAAUCAAGUGCCCUAAUGGGAAGCCCAAAAGCAGGACCUGAAUGCAACAGUACUCUGAGCACUCAUGAUUCCCAGCAAUUGACUUUCAGAGGCAUAAUGCCACCAUUGAUGAAGGGAGAACCUUGCCAUCAUGGCUAGUAGCCAUUGGAGAAACACUGAAACAGUGGUAUUCAACCUUAAAGUAUUAAAGUAUUGAAACAAAUGUAGUAAUAAUAAUACCCAGAUGUGAUAUUAUGGCUAUGUAUGCAGUGCUUGUACAGUUCCUUCAUACUAUUCCCCACCCCCUGCACUUUAGCCAAAUUCUAGUAGAUUUACUCUUGGACCAUCUCACUGAGAUUUAAGGCAAAGAAGGAGCAUGGCGAGAGAGGACUGGAAUAAUCCGCCUUUGCCCCAUCAGAAUGUCUCCCUUUAAGGCUUCCAAGUUCCUUUCCUGUUUGUCUUUCAUAUGUUUGCUUCAUAUUUCCCGGCUUAUCUAUCACACUGUAUUCAAAUACAAGAGAGCUUAGGUUUUAAAAGCUUAGAUGUCCUUCAAUAAAUCUCUGUUCAUUUAUGGAACAAAACAGAAUGACCUGAGUUCAUAACAGUGGAGUUUCCUUGGCUGUGCCGGUUAUCUCAUCCAAAACAUUUAUUGUGUUUCUAAAAAAUGAGGGAUGGGACAUGAUGGCAGAAAAGGAAAGCUUGAGCCACAUAAAAGGUGCUGGUCUGGGAUGUGUUUUUGUCAAAGAAAGCCUAUUUGGAAAUGUUUUGAAACAUACAAAUUGAUGGUUGCUGAAAGUAAGCCUGGCUCCAGUUUAGAAUUCAGAGGUGUACGUGCAACAGCUCAAGUUGGCAGAUGCUGCAAUUUGGGAAGCAGGAGCUGUACUUCCUGAAAAAGAAGUAGUGGAAGAAUAGUGUUGGGGACAGUGGAGUCAGCACUUAAAGCAGAAGUGGAGACCCUUUGUCAGCCCAAAGACACCGGGCCCUUACGGAUAACCUCCUUGGAGCUGCUCUUAACUAAGAAAAUGUGUUGGAGGUGAUUUUGAAUUGAAAAUCAUGAGCAGGGGGAAGACCCGCCACCAACCAUGAGAAAAUCUAUCCAUUUCAGUUUCUCAUUUUCCCAAAAUGAAAUUCCAUUGUCCACAUUUCCACAUCAAUUUGCCCCCCCCAAAACCCUUUGAUCCUUAGAAAGCCAGUGUGGUGUAGUGGUUAAGAGCGGUGAACUCGUAAUCUGGGGAAUCGGGUUCGCGUCUCCUCUCCUCCACAUGCAGCUGCUGGGUGACCUUGGGCUAGUCACACUUCUCUGAAGUCUCUCAGCCCCACUCACCUCAUAGAGUGUUGUGGGGGAGGAAGGGAAAGGAGAAUGUUAGCCGCUUUGAGACUCCUUCGGGUGGUAAUAAAGCGGGAUAUCAAAUCCAAACUCUUCUUAGAACAAAUUUCCCUUGAUAUACACAUUUCUGCAAAGUAAUUUCCCCUAAUAAAAUGCAAUUUUGUAUGUUAUUGUCAUUAGCAUGUAUUUUUAUGCUCAUUUCUCACCAGCAUAUGCAUUUUUUGUGCACUCGGUUGGAGAACUGUGUUGCAAAAUUCAGAGAAAUGUGAAUUUUGAAGGAUGGCUGUGUUUGCGGAUUGUUCUAGAAAGUACGAAUCCGGCUGAUUCCCCUUUAAGUGCAAACCAUAAAUAUAAAUCUCUUACACACAAACCACAUGCUUUAAAUAAAAGGGUGACAAAAAGCUCCCAGCAAAGAGCAAAAAAACAAACUCCACUCAUAUGCAUUUAAUAUUUUAUUUAAUUUAAGUGGAUAUGGGUCAAGUAAGUUUUACUCAGAGUAGACUGAUUGGCGUUAAUGAACAUUAAUUUAGGCCCAUUUGUUUUAGUUGGUCUGCUCUGAGUAAAACUUAGCUUAACACCACCCAGUAUUUUUAUAUAGCCUUGCAGGGCAAGAAACCCUGUCAAAUGAAAUCAUGCAACAAUAAGAACAUGAUAUGCAAUUAACUAACCGAGCGGCAUGAAAACAUUUCAUUUCAAUAAAAAAGAUCAAGUAAAUAGAAUAGAUGUUUCUUUCGUUUGAAUAAAUAAACAAAAAUAUCACAAAAUAAUCUAUAGGAAUUAUCCACUGGAAAUCAGAAAGAAAAGCAGAGCAGGAUGUUGGUUACAGCCAGUCUGGUGGAAACUUACAAAUCAGAACUGGGAAAUCCACCCCAACCCUCUGCCUCGUUCAAUUAUACUUGAUUCAAAAGUGAUCUGUUGCAUUCUUCACAGUGACUUCUUUUGAUUUGCUGCUUGAGUUGUAGAUAUGAAUUUUAAAAAUCACUCCUAUUAUGUUUAGCACCAACACUGGGUGUUCAGAUUAAAAAAUAAAAUAAAACCAGACAGCAACACAGCAACUCAAAAAUUAAAAAGACCAUUUUCCACUGAGAGUGUCAGGGCUCUCAGAACCCAAUCCAAACCCAAUCCCAAUCCAUGGGAAGCAAGUCCCAUUUAACUUGGAGGCCUUAACGUUUGAGUAACCAACUUUGUCUGCUAGCAAUUUGGCCUUUACUCAAGAGACAUGUUGUUUCUCAAGUUGUAGAUCCAGGCUGGAGUUGGAUUUUUUAAGUCAGGGCAAAUCCCAUUGCCCCUUGUGUCACUUCACAAUCUCUAAAUCAGGCUUCCUCAACCUCGGCCCUCCAGAUGUUUUGAGACUACAAUUCCCAUCAUCCCUGACCACUGGUCCUGCUAGCUAGGGAUCAUGGUAGGCCAAAAACAUCUGGAGGGCCAAGGUUAAGGAAGCCUGCUCUAAAUCAUUGAGCAGCAGUACCUCCUUCUGACUGUCUGCAGUUGGGAGAAAUAGUAGUCAGUGGCUUCAUCUUGUGGAGAGUUGUCCUGGUGCCUCAGCGAAUAAGGCACAUGACACACUGGGUAGCUAAAAGUUACUCAUUCAAUACCCCCUUGUGCCUUCAGUCACAAAUUUUGUAGAUCUAUAUUUUUUUCCUUGCCUAAAACCAGCCGACAGAUAUUGAAUAACUGAAAACACUAGAUGGGAAGCGGUUCAGCCUGAGCUAAUGAAAACAUAUAUAGCAUGUCGCAUACAUGCGUGCCGUUAUUGGUGAUUCAAAAGGGAAAUUUCCAAGCCAGCUCCAAAUUAUCUUUGAACAGAAUGGUGUGAAUGAUGGAUGAGGUAAGGAAGUCAAGCAAGGACGUUUACGGCUUCUGCAUCACACAGACACACCGUGCCAUAAAUCAAAUUGCAAAAGUGAGGGGCAGCUACCUGAUGAUGCAAAACUGGCAGAGCCCUUGGAGAGUAUCAGUUGGACCUCACUAGAUAAACAAAGGCAUAUGUGAAGUCUCCCCCUGCCCCUUUCCACUGCAUGGAACGCUGCCACCGCCAAGUGUAGGGGCUCAGUUUCCAUUUAUAGCUGCAUAACCAAAAGGACUUUCUCCCCAACCCUUUUGGUAGUGCACCUGAUUUGCAUACAGAAGGUCCCAGGUUUAAUCCCCAACAUCUCCUGAUAGAACUGGAGAAAUCUUACCAGUCAGCAUAGGUAAAACUGAGCCAGAUGGACCAAUGGUCUGGUCCAGUAUAAGCAGGUUCCUGUGUUCCUUGUGUUGUGCUGAGUACUUUCAUUCUUUUGCACAAACAUGCUCCCUUGCCAGGAGCAGUUGAUUGAGCAGUUGGGAAGCUGCUAUAUCUAGCAGGGGUGAUAUGAUAGCCAUGUUCAAAUAUAUAAAAGGAUGUCACAUAGAGGAGGGAGAAAGGUUGUUUUCUGCUGCUCCAGAGAAGCGGACACGGAGCAAUGGAUCCAAACUACAAGAAAGAAGAUUCCACCUAAACAUUAGGAAGAACUUCCUGACAGUAAGAGCUGUUCGACAGUGGAAUUUGCUGCCAAGGAGUGUGGUGGAGUCUCCUUCUUUGGAGGUCUUUAAGCAGAGGCUUGACAACCAUAUGUCAGGAGUGCUCUGAUGGUGUUUCCUGCUUGGCAGGGGGUUGGACUCGAUGGCCCUUGUGGUCUCUUCCAACUCUAUGAUUCUAUGAUUCUAUGAUUCUAUCUAUCAUCUAUCUAUCAUCUAUCUAUCUAUCAUUGGUCCAAAUAUCUCGGUAUUGUCUACACUGACUGGCAGCAGCUCUCCAGGAUUUUCAGGUAGGGGUCUCUCUCAUCCCUACUUGGAGGUGCCAGGGACUGAACCUGGGACCAUGUGCAGAUGCUCAACCACUGAGCUCUUUGGUCCUUACCCAACAAAGUUGCCACCUUAAUCCCAUGAUCAGAUGUAGGAAGCUGUCUUAUACUGAGUUAAACCAUUGGUCCAUCUGGCUCAUCUAGAAUGGGUAAGAAGUAUUUAAAAUAAAGAAACAAAGUAAGUUUGCCCAUUGGCUUUUAUUGAAAAAGCUUUUAAAUUCACAUUCUACUCCAGGGAUGGGAAAUCUGUGGCUGUUUACAUUUGAAGGAACUCCAACAUGUUUAUUUUAGAAUUGCAUCUUAUGGUCUAGUAGCUUAAGAUACCACCACCGUAAAUACAAUGAAAUUUGGAAUUGCUCCAGAACCCUUGUUUUGUGCUUCCUGCAGGGGACAGUACUGUUCGAUGUGAACAACUGGAUCUGCUUCAGGAUUGGCUGGCUGAUUUCAGAAAAUCUACCUCCUCCUCCAGCACAGCCAAUCCAGAGGAGCUGGUGGCAUUUGAUGUACUCUGUGGAGAUCUCAACUUUGACAAUUGCUCAUCAGGUGAGACAGCCACUUAUUUGCUUGAUGUAUUUUAAGCUGCUAAGCCCUAGGCUCGGUGCACAGCACAGCAGUGCUGGUUGCACUGCCCCAAAUCCACCUUUGCCCGUGGUGGUUGGUGCCCAUUGGGACUGGUGGGGCAAAGGGCAGAGAAGUCCAGUAAAGAGUAGAUAAAUCCAGAGCCAGUGGCAGGCAGAGCUAAUUUUACUUUUACCCCUAUCCUCCUCCCUGCUAAAGAAAACACUGAGAUUAAGGAGAGCAAAGCUGGCAGCUAGUGUCACCCCCUGGACUAUAAGAAGGCAGGCAGGUGUAGGCUGGCUGGUGAUAGACCAAGGUUGGUGGGACAGUGCCCCAUUCAUCCUAAUGGACCAGCCUUUAUUGGCCAACACUGUGUUGUGCCUGGAACCCCUCUGGUCUUUACCCUCCUGUUCUUCAUCACCAUCCUUUUUUCCUAAUUAUUCCCUGCUCUCCUUCCUAGUAUGAAGUUCAUGACAACGUACUGGGAUAAACAAGGGUGAAGUAGAGCUAUAAUGAAUCACUGGAGAAAGCAAUGCUUUUUAAUAAAUGGGGUUAAUUUAUUAAAAUAAACAGAGAUAAUAUGAAAUGAUGCUGAUUUAUUGCUGCUCAUUCUGUUCUUCGGUUUGCUUUUAAUUUAGUUGUGCUGUGUCUUUUCUUUGUAAACCACCUUGCACUUGACUUUAUCAUAGAAAGACAGGCAGAAAUGGUCAAAUCAAUAAACAGAAGCUAGGCUACUGCAAGGACUGGGCAGGCCUUUUAAAAUUCUCCAUGCUCUUUGCAGGCAGCAAAAUGGGGAGUGGGUGGAUUUCACUGAAUAUCCAAAGGGUGAAAUUCUCCAAAAGUUUUCCUAGAAAUCUCUUUUUGGAGAAAUUUUUAGCUUAUUGAGGUUUACAAAGAUUCAAGUCCUUUUAGCUGGUAAUAGAGAUUGAGAGAAAUUUGAUUCGGUUCUCAUUUCAUGGCCAACUUGCCACAUUUACCGUUUCCAAAGCAAGAUGAGAACAAAAUUGGAUGAUGUGAAAAUUUUGAAGGAGUGCUGUGUUUCAGCUCACAUUUUGUUUUGGAAAGUGCAAAUUUCCUUUAAACGUGAACUGAACAAAAAAUCUCCCCCCAUCCCUAGAAGCCAUUUAUAGCCUCUGGUAUCAUUGCUAGCAGCACUGAUGGACAACAAAGGCUCCAGCGGAUCAAGACUGCCUCAGCCCUUAGGAGUCAGUGCCUGUGAUGGACCUAUGAAAUGGGCAAUAAAUUGGCAUGAGACUGAAAGAGCUACUUUUUGGCAACCUUUUUUUUUUUUGGCCCCACCCUUAGAUACCUGGAUGCAAAUCAGGUCCCUGCUCUAUAAAGUAAGAUUAAGAGGUGUGAACCCUGGCCAGAUGAUCUGAUCGGCAUAACCUUCAAAGCACUGUUUUAUUUUUAGCAGUUUGGCUUCUUUCUUCUUACCGCUUUUUAAAAGCCUCGCAUUUAUGGAUUGUGUUGCCUUGACAAUAGACAGUGACAAAUGACAUCAUUAGUGCCAGUGGCAGCCACUUGUGGGAUUCCCCCAGGAGAAGCAAAAAGAAAUUCUUUUUUCUUUUCUUUCAGGAGAGAUGCAGAAAAAUGAUUAAGAGGCAUCAUAGGUUUCAGGUGUUUGCACAGGGUUAGCUCUAAAGCAGAAUGGAAUGAAAAAGUUUAACUGCAUAAACCUCUCCCCAUAUGAACUGACCUGGACCCUACGAUCAUCAUCUGAGGCCCUUCUUCAUGUGCCUCCUCCGCGGGAGGUCCAGAGGGCGGCAACAUGAGAACGGGCCUUUUUUGCAGUAGCUCAUCGUUUGUGGAAUGCUCUGGCGCCUUCACCACAUAUCUUUAGGUGCCAGGCAAAAACAUUCCUUUUCCCCCAGGCCUCUAGCUAGUUAACCAAUCUAUGGCCUUUUAAUCAGGGACUUGUGUGUGUGUUUGUAUGUAUGUGUGUGUGUGUAUUGUUUUCAUUGUAUGUAUUUUUGUGUUUUUAUAUUGUAAACUGCCCUGUGAUCUUUAGAUGAAAGACGGUAUAGAAAUUUAAUAAUGAAUAAAUAAUAAACAAUUGCCCAAAACUUAACAAGACAAUUUUAAUGCCUUCAAAUGGCAUUUCCAAAUAAUUCCUCCUCCCCAGCAAACUGCAGCAAUAAAAUAGAAAAUUCACCAUAUUUGACUGCUUGAAUUAGCUGCCUGCCUUAGCCAAUUUAAAAAUCAGUCCAACCCCAAGGAAUAAUUGACAGGUCUAGAGAGAUCUACAUGGGAGUAAGGAAGAGGAAAAGAAAAGAAAAGUGUAUAGUGUGGGCUUUAUCCAUUGCUAGUCAUACUUGGAGUAGACCUAGUGCAGGUCCAAUAAUUUCAAUGGGCUUACUCUGCAUAAAACUUAGUUGGAUACAACUCUUCCAUGUUUUAAUGAAUUGCUCAGAGACUGCCUUGGUAUUAAGUGGCAUGGAAGUAAGUUAGGGUUGCCAUAUUUCAAAAAGUAAAAACCAGGACACCCAAGCUUUUUUAAAGGAAACCACUGAAAUUGUUGAGCUUUUUUUUAAGGAAAUUCCCAAAAUUGGUGAGGGUUUUUUAGGAAGACCUGAAAGUUGUUGAACUUUCUUUUAAACAAAAACACCCAAAAAAACCCCCCACAAAUUUUAGAUUGACUUGCCUAAGAUCCAGGACAAAAUGCUGCAGUUCGGAAAUUGCCCUUCCGCCUUUGAAAUCCCAGUGAUGUACAGGAAAAUCCAGACAUAGGGCAGCCCCAAGUAAAUGCAAUGCAAUAUAAAUCCAGGAUGAGUGAGGAAUGCCCACUGUGUGGCCUCUGGUUUCUCAAGCUGUGGCCUCUAGAUUUUAUUCCCUGACCAUUGCCUGAGCUGGCUGGGGCUGCUGGGAGUUGCAAUCCAGCAACAUCAGGAGGGCUGCAGGUUGCUCAACCCUGCCUCCCCCUGCCCUUGCCUUUCUUCGCAUGCCACUGAUGUCCUUAUUCUUGGUCCUUUGUGUUCUCGCUACAGAUGACAAGCUGGAGCAGCAGCAUUCCUUGUUUACGCGCUACAAGGACCCAUGCCGGCUUGGUCCAGGGGAGGACAAAUCAUGGGCAAUUGGUAAGGGAUGCUGCCAUGGCCUUGGGCUUGGGUUGGGAGCAGUGCUUGGGGGGGGGGAGCUCAUUGAUCUGUUCCAGUUCACCCCCUCCAAAAAGGAAUUAGUUCAUUUCCUCUGGAAAGGAAAGAAUUUCCAUUUCAGUUCAAUUCACAACCCAUUCACAUAGUUCUCAGCGGUUUUUCUUUCAGCCUUCAGAAUUUGACAAGCUGCUCUGCUGUUGUAUAAAAUAUGCUUAAGAAGAUUAAGAAAACAUCAAAACACACACUCACGGUGUAACACGAAUAAUGGUUUUAUUUAUCUUCCCCCAACCAUCAUUGUAUUUAAGUUUAAAGAGCGGCAUGACAUUUCAGAUGGAGAGGGGACUAAAGAUGGUGGGAAAGAGCUGUGCACAGGGCUUGGCAGGUGCUGCCAACCAGCUGGUUGGCAUGUACAAACCCCCUCCUGGCCCAGCUGCACCUUUACCUGCCUCAAAACUGGCAUCAUAUAUGGAAGCAGCAACGCAACUCAGUACUGCAUACAGACUCUGGUCUACAUCCAUUAGGGAGAAAGCCAAGGUUGAUAGGAGACCCAUGAAUUCCUUUCUCUUCCUAGGAACCUUGUUAGAUCCAGAAGGACUAUACGAUGAAGAAGUGUGCACAGCAGAUAACCUGCAGAAGUAAGUACCGCCUUGUUUGUCUGCUUAUACAAUAUAGUGGCUGCUUUUUAAAUCUGCACCACCAAUGAGUAUUGCUUUUAUAUUUUGAAUAGUGUUUUCAGUGGUGGUGGUGGGGAGGAGAGAGUGUCUCUUUCUUCGCUCUCACUCAGUAGGUUCCAGUACUCACCCUGAAGUUGUUACAGUAAGUGCCACACUUUUUAACAACAAAAAAAGAGGUGCUGGUACUGCGUACCCUUGAGUACCCCCUGAAAUAAAAGGCUUGCCGAUCAGAAGGUCGGCAGUUCGAAUCCCCGCAAUGGGGUGAGCUCCCAUUGCUUGGUCCCUGCUCCUGCCAACCUAGCUGUUUGAAAGCACGUCAAAGUGCAAGUAGAUAAAUAGGUACCACUCCGGUGGGAAGGUAAACGGUGUUUCCGUGCGCUGCUCUGGUUUGCCAGAAGCGGCUUAGUCAUGCUGGCCACGUGACCCGGAAGCUGUACAAUGGCUUCCUCGGCCAAAAAAGCGAGAUGAGCGCCACAACCCCAAAGUCGUCCACGACUGGACCUAAUGGUCAGGGAUCCCUUUACCUUUACCCUCACUUCCAGAUUGAUUUGGGGCUGAAUCCAGGGCAGGGUGACAGUUCCUGUGUUGGUCCAGACUGGAGGGCCUAGACCUCAUUUCCGUUCUACUCUGGCAUGUAGGAUUUGCCACAGUGCAAACUGACCUUUUUUUCCCUCCCCAAAAUCAAAUGCAGUAAAAUUCCACAGGCCCUAAGGCAAAAAAGUAAGCACUCACAAAGUUUGUGGUCUGUAGCACUUCUGAAAGCAAACUUCUCAUUUAUUUUAAGUCCAGUUCCUCUUGGUCUUUCAAGACACCUUGUUUGAUUGGCAUUUAAUCCCCAUGCAUAAUUGAUGUGUUGUCAAGCAGCUCUCAAAUUGUAAUGUCAUCUUUAAAAAGAAAACUUGCUGAAGAGCUUGCAAAUGAUACCCAUCUGAAAUUGCUAUUGUCAUUGACAAACUAGAUGAGGUUUAGAAUGGACUCUUGUGGAAAUCCUUCAAUAAUAAAAUUUGCCCAAGCUAUAGAAACUAAUUUAUCACCCUAUUUAUACUGGCAUCAAUAGUUCUGGAAAGAGCCCAGUAAAUUAGGCUUCCAUUAGACUUCCAGCACCAACCUCUGGAAAUCUAUUAAUAAAGUUAAGAAGCCCGCACUAUUAAAUACAUCAAUAAGAGUGACUACAUGGACCUAUUUCCUUAUUUAAAAGAUCAAUAAACACCGUUGCUACUUAGUCACAAUGUGCCUCCACCUCUGACUUGAUUAAUAGGAUACUGUUAGGGCAACUAGUGAAGAAACGGCCAUUUAAUUAAGAUAUUCACAGACCUAGGGUGGAUUGGUUGUUGGUCUCUUUCACUUAAUACCAAUCCACUAUUCAAAGGGGCGGUCACAUGCCUAUCAGUCAAGUUUUAUUGCAGGUCUAAAGCUGUCACAAUGUUGUAUACAGUCAGGUUAUAGUCUGUCAGCCCAGACAAUCUUUGGCACCAAAAGGGCAAUUUCUCAGUUCCUUAUAUUGAUUAUCAUGGUGGAUGUCACUGAGAUUGAAGUGGCACACUUUUCUGAACUACAUAAUUUUUCAGUGGUAUCGGAGAGAUGGAGUUACUUUUGUGACAGGGUGGUUUUGGAGGACUUUACAGCUACUUUUAAUACCUACUAAAGUAGAUACAGUGGGGAAGAGCAGCCUUAGCUUAGUGGUAGAUCAUCUGCUUUGUGUGCAGUUGGUCUCAGAUUCUGCCCUGGGAUCUCCCGCCCCAAACCCUGGAGAGCCACUGCCAGUUAGUAUAAACCAGUAGUGGGGAAUCUCUGGUCCAUGGGCUUAAUGGGAGCUGGCUGGCAGAGGUCCUAAUUUGGCCCAUGAGGCCAUUUCCUCAAAACCAUGCUCACCUGCCCAACACCUAAAGUCAUACAUUAUGUGGGGCAUGUAAAGAUGCAGCUUUCCCCCAACAGUGGAGUGUGGAGUGCUGCCAGUCAGCUAAUUGUCUGCACCCGCAAACCCCUGUGCCUCUUAUUGUGUGGUUGGAUUUCAAACUUCAUGAGGAAAGGGAAACUCUUCACCUGCCAUCAUGGUGCAGUCAAGAAACUGAAAGGUGGGAAGUGUCACUUCCAGGGUGCCAUAGGCAUAAUUUUCAGCUCUGUGGCAUCCAGAACCCAAGCUUCUUUCUGUUGACUGACCAGCAAAGAUUGUUUCCUCUAGAGGAGAAAAGGCGGGAACACAGGCAGGGCAGUCAAUAGAUCGGUAGAUUUUAAAUCUCAGUGGAAAUAUGUAGACACAUAUAUUUUAUGUCCUCGGGAGAAAAGCAGCUGGGGGUGGUAAUUUGAGUAUGGAUGGGGGAGAAAUUCAAUUCAGUUUGCAUUUAAAGGAGAACUUAACCUAAUUUGCAGUUUCAAAAACAACAUGGGAACUGAAGCAGCCAGCCUGGGUGGCCCCCUAGAAAGUUUCAGUCUGGUGCUCCCUUCUCAGUUAAACGCAUAGGACUGUGGUAGCACAUGUAACUCAUUGUGCAAAGGUAAAAGUCUUUCAUGGACUGGCUGGAUGCAGAAGAGUGGUGGGAGGCAGAAAUUACAAUGCGCAAAGGGAUUCCAGGCAUUCUUAAAUCCACCAUUUAUAUAAAGUAACCGCACCACAGAACACAGCCAUUUUUCAAAUUAAUAUAUUGCAGGAAAUAUGGCGAAAUGUGUUGCACACACACCAGCCACUUUUCUCAGCUUCUUGCUUAAUUUGCUAUUAUGAAGCGGAGAUAAUCUGCUGGUGUUUCAACAGAGGUCAAUUCUGUCAGAGCCACAGCUCUUUCAUUAAAAAAAUGAAAACUCCAUGAGUUUUUCCCCCUAAGCAGUCUGAAGAAUGUCUUGUCUGUGGCACUUUUGAAGACAAUUAAUUAUAUAACUGUCCAUAUUUGAACCACCAUCUUCAUAGAAAUGAACCUCCCUCUUUGCAGUUAAAAAAAAAAUGCAUCCAGGGAUCAUUGAUAAGUAUUGAUUCCUUGAUUCUGAAAUUAAUCAGAAGCAAGCUAGUGUCAAUUGACUUAGAUCUCCAGAGAUAAUACUUCAGAACAUGUUAAAACUGGAUUUUACAUUUUAAAGGUUGAUAAAGGCUGGGUAAGAAGAAUCAAUUGUAACAAUUAUUUUCAUAUGCUUUUAAGUUUCUUGAAAAGGACCCACAGGCCUUGACAACUGGUGUCUCCUUUUCUUCUGUGGAAAAAUCAAGAUUUCAUCUCUCUCAUUUCCAAAAUAAUUGAUGGUAUAGUCUGGUAAUUUUGGUGUGUGCCUUAUUCACAAAGGCCAACUGUGGAUCUUCAGUCCAAGACUACUAUUUGAAGAAUUAGCCCAUGAUUCACCACAAAUUGUCAAUAAUCCUAUGCACACUUACUUGGAAGUAAACCACAUUGCGUUCAGUGAGAUACUUCUGAGUAAACAUCUAGGGAAGUACACUGCUUUGACUGCCCCUUCCUCCAGAACUGGACAGCCAAAGAGAGGCAUGCUUUAUUGUCCAAGGAUACAAGAAUCAGAGUUCAGUGGCAGAACAUCUGCUUUGCAUGCAGAACGUCCAAGGUUCAGUCCCUAUUGUCUCUAGGUAGGAUGCAUAGCUGUCAACUUACAGAUUUGAAAAUAAGGGACCAGCAGCCUCGAAAAUAAGGGAUCAGCAGCCAAAAUAAGGGAUUUUAGUCAACCAGCAGCCAAACAAAGCCUCAAGCGGUCGUUCCCACAGCACAGCAAACUGGCAAAGGGGAUGCAGCAAGGAAAAACACCGUCACCUCUCCGCUGGGAAGCGCUGAGCAAAGGCAAGUCCCCAGGCAACGCGGCCGAUUUGAUCGGCACAAGGCAUGCAAACUCCACCCCCCCAGUUGAUCUUAGACUCCUUAUUGGGUGAGCAACGCAACCAAGCAACACAGUUGGAGCCUCCCUCCUCCCUGGCCGGCAGGGAGGGAGGGAGAGGAGCUGCUUCCUUUGAAACCCAGGAAAUUUAAGGGACAUCAUCAAUCCGGGACAGCAGCAGGAAACAGCGCUGGGAUAAGGGAGUUUCCCGCCAAAUAAGGGACGGUUGACAGCUAUGGUAGGAUGGAGAAAGAUUUAUGCCUGAAACCAGGUUUCUGACUGUCAGUCAGUGUAGACAAUCUAGCUAGAUGGACCAACUUAUAUUUUAUUUUUAAAGAAUUGUACAGUUCUCAGGAAACAUUAGGCACUUUAGAAUAACAAUAACAACAACAACAAUGCACAUGAGAUAAUUUGUUGAUAUUGGGUGUGUGAGAAUUGUAAUGUGUAUUUAUAUGCUAUUCCAUAGUUUUGUGUAAUUAGCUGGAAAUUACCGAUAUAAAAUGAAACUUCAGAAAUAGAAGAUCUCAUACCUUUGCUAUCUCCAGUAAAGCAUCCGCCACCAAAAACUGGGAACCCAUUUGAUAUUUGUUAGAACAGUGGAUGACACAGGUGUAGAUCUGACACAUAAUAAACCGUUGUGUGUGUGUGUUUUUAACCAGGACAAUGGAAAGUGAAGAAGGGCGAAAAGCCUAUAUUGUCUUUCCUACCAGCAAGACCCAUCCUUCAAGUCAGAAGGGGAGGAAGAGAGCUUUGAAGGGGAACGGGAGGCGAAUUGACUACAUGCUUUACACUGAAGAAGGACUCUAUCUAGAGUGGAAAGUGGUAAGCCCAGUCACAUAUGAACAAGCAUACUGAUAACAGUUCUGCAUGUCAGAAUUUGGGAUCAGCUGUGAUGGACAAUGCUUCUUGAUUCAAGCAGCAUUCCCCAAGGCUCACUAUGAACAGUCACCCUCUGAUGGGAUCCCAUUAUGUAUUAAGAUGCCCCUGGGAGGAUGCCCAGUUUUGUUUUGUUUUGCUUCAGCCAUACUGUAGGCAGGGCAUCAUCGUUCUAGAACUCAGAAUCAGCCAAUGAAGCUGAAUGUCAGAAGAUUCAGGUCAGGCAAAAGACAGGACUUUUUCCACACAGCACAUAGUUAAACUGUGGAAUUAGCUCCCACAAGAAGUCACAGUGGUCACCCAUAUGGAUGGCUUUAAAAGAGGAUUAGAUAAAUUCAUGGGAUACAAGGCUAUCGGCAGGUACUUGCCACGAUGGCAAUGUUCUCAUCCCACUGUUAGAGGCAGGAUUCCUCUGAAGAGCAGUUCCUGGGACCCACAGGUGGGCAGAGUUCUGUAGGUCACUAUGAGAACAGAGCACUGGACUGUUUGGGUCUUUGGCCUGAUCCAGGCUCUUCUGAUAUGUUUAUUUUCAUCUGAAACCUUAAAAGUGGUGGGGACACACACACACACACACACACACACACACACACACACACACCAUAGAGCUCUUUUUAAAAGUCAUUUCUUUUGCUGUUCCUCCACAGGAAGUGGAAGAGUUCAGUUUCAUUACUCAGCUGGCAGGCUUAACUGAUCACCUGCCUGUUGCCAUGCGCCUGAUGGUUUCAACGGGAGAAGAGGAUCCUUAA
Molecule: messenger RNA, 30491 nt
Organism: Podarcis lilfordi (Lilford's wall lizard)
Lineage: Eukaryota; Metazoa; Chordata; Lepidosauria; Squamata; Lacertidae
Source: the annotation of a GenBank genome assembly